Histoplasma capsulatum G186AR is the source of this 852-nucleotide messenger RNA. RefSeq names its product phosphoglycerate mutase. Gene Ontology annotation, molecular function: fructose-2,6-bisphosphate 2-phosphatase activity. The transcript is spliced from 2 exons. Lineage: Eukaryota; Fungi; Ascomycota; Eurotiomycetes; Onygenales; Ajellomycetaceae. Gene Ontology annotation, biological process: regulation of pentose-phosphate shunt; fructose 2,6-bisphosphate metabolic process; negative regulation of glycolytic process. The coding region runs from base 1 to 852 and encodes 283 amino acids. The record is from RefSeq and is a predicted model, not a curated record. Gene Ontology annotation, cellular component: cytosol.
AUGAAGCUCAUCCUCAUCCGUCAUGCUGAGUCCGAACACAACGUUGCCCAGGUCUACGCAGGGACAACGGACUCUGCCUUGACAAACCAUGGCAUGCUUCAAAUUCAGCGACUAGCUCUCCAUUUCAAGGCACAAGGCGUUGCGUUUAACACGGUCUUCUCUUCGGAUUUGCUGCGGGCUCGUACCACUGCUGAAGGCAUCUGUGGCCUUUCUAGCGGUGGGGAGCAGGAUGGAGAAUCUUAUGCGUUACAACCCAUCAUCCUACCCCUGCUGAGGGAAAAGGACUUUGGCGCCCUAGAGGGAAAAUCAUGGCUUGCCACGCGAGAGGGUGGUGCGGACUUCGUUUCUGGAAUAGCUGGGGAGCCAGAGUCCCUCGCUUCUGUUGCAUCUCGGGUAGAUUCAUUUCUUUCCUGUCAUCUACUGCCAGUGUUGCGUGAUGCUGGACAUACUGCUCAAGCUGUUGCUAUUGUCUCACAUGGCAUUUUGCUCUCUGCGCUGUGGGAGGCUCUGUCUCAAUUAUUUCUAUCGAAACAUGUUGUUCUCGCUCCAGGUGUCAAGGCCGCAAAACGCAUAUCUCAAUGGUCAAACACUGGCUACCUAGAGCUUGCCAUCGGCAAGUUAGAUGAGGCGCUCUCAACUCCAGCUCCAACAAAAGAAGGUGACCGAGCUCAAGAGAACAUGGAAAACCGCUCCGCUCGAAACCCGCCAUUACAUGACUAUGCAAUCACCGUCCUGACGAUUAAUGGGAGACACCACCUCAGCAAUCUUAGGCGAACUCCAGGCGUGGGAAGCUCAAAGCAUGAUGCAAAACAGUUACAAAUUGAUAAUUUCUUCCAAAAGCCGAAGAAUUAG